AUGCAGUUAUUCUCUCAAAAUAUACCAGAAAGUUUUAAAAUGUACCUGCACAACAUGCCUACAAAUUAAGUUACAGCAAAUAACAUUGGAUCAAUUUUACCUUAAAAAAAAGAUUGAUCAGUAAUGUCGUGUUCUAAUAAGAAAGUAGAGACUCAUGCAGUCAAUGAAAAGCCAAGGAAAAAAAAAUGAAGGAAGGGAUUAAUACUGUUGUGUUAAGAAGACAAAUUCGUUUUUAUGUAAUUAAUUACGAGUACUUGACGUUGACUCACCACCAAGUAGGUGUGAUUCGGGCUGGGUGUGUUUAUAUAACUAUUGUCUAGUCAAGGUUAGAUAUCAUAUAAUCAUUGAAUAUUUACAAAAGAAAAUAUAUAUUUAGCAUUACAUUUUGAAAAACAAAACAACCAAUUAGUUUUUUUUUUCUAUUAUAAACAUCGAGGGUUUCGGAUGAAGCAGGAUACACGGCGUGUGUUGUUCUCGUUCAUCUUCUUUAUAUAAACAAACAGACUUCCACAUUUAUGGUGGUCACAUAAAGUUUUUCAUUUUCUCCUCUCAUACUGAUCAGAGGUCAGAUUCUUAGCUCGCCGGCGACUUUUGCGAUCACAUUCUUCACGGCGAGUUACAUUGAAAUCACCAACAGGUAACUCUGCUGCAUUUGAUUUUAAAUGCCCACACUCACUCACUCGUACAAAGAGCUAUACCAAACCCCAUUUUGUCCCCUCACCUAUAUCAAAAGUAUUUGCUACCUGUAGAUUAUGAGCUUAGGACCGUACAUCUUAUAACGAUUGAUUAGCGCAUGUUAAAUUAAUUAUCCAAAUUUUAUCAAUGGAAUUUGGAAAUCCAAUAAACAUUUACUAAAAUGAUCCAAAAGUCUUAGUCUUCCUAGUUGGUUCUUUUUAAAGUUUUGGCUUUAGACAAGUGAUUACUAUUAUUUAUGUUUGUCUAGUUUUUUUCAAUUUUAGCUUUUCCAGUUUGUUUAGUCUAUAAUGCAAAGUAGUUACUGUUAUCACUUGUUUUUGAGAUUAAAGUUAUGUUUUGUCUUAUUUAAUUUUGUCCUGAUAGUGGAGGACAUAUCUGGAAACCUGUUCUUGAGCAACUAAGUUUCCUUCUUGAUUUACGUAGAAAGAACUAAACUGGUAUCAUAAUCGCAUCAUGAAGUUAUGUGACUAUCAUGUGUGACCAUGGCUCAACGUGUGUGCAGGUUACAAUCCUGGUCAACGAGGUCCCUAGAGAUAUCAAGAGAUUCUAGAUGGAUUCCAUUAAAAGCCAUGAAGAACCAAUAUUUCCAACCAUGUCAUCUUUCAGUGGGCAGGCCAGUGCAGGCACUUUUUUACCGGUAUCACGUAGCCUGCCUCUCACGUUUAACAAUGAUGCCGAUAGUGAUAGUGUCUCAGAGGCUGGAGAUACUGGUGAUCGCACACUUCAGAGAAGGCAUUCACAUCAAAAUGUAUUACUUGACCACCAUCCAGCCAUGAACACAGCUUCUGUAACCAAACCUUUCCCUGUGGACAUAACAAAAUCUCCUUUACCAACCGAGUUCCUCUUGUCACCUGAGGCAAACAACUCGGCAAAGGUGGAAGAGCCUGUGUUACCAAAGUCUUUGGAAUACAUAUCUUGCCUAACUCAUUUGGCUGUUUUUGGGAUUCUUGGGGCUGUUACGAGAUAUAUGUUGCAGAAACUGUUUGGACCAACUGUUGCUCAAGUAACCAGCGAUGGGAGCAUCUUGUACCUUGAUCUUCCUGCCAACAUGGUAGGAUCAUUCUUGAUGGGUUGGUUUGGCGUCGUAUUCAAAGCAGAUAUAGCCAGAGUUUCUGAGUUUCUAGCGAUAGGAUUAGCAACUGGUUAUCUUGGAAGUUUGACAACAUUCAGUGGUUGGAACCAGAAGAUGCUGGAUCUUAGUGCUGAUGGCGAAUGGCUAUACGCUGUGCUUGGCUUCCUCUUCGGAUUGUUUCUUUCAGCAUACUCUAUCAUUCUUGGGGUAGAAACAGCCAAAGGUUUCAGAUGGCUUCUUCGCAGAAGAGCUUCUUCUGAGGAGAAAAAACAAUCUUGUCUCAAGGCUAACGCAUAUAAGAGGAAUAUUAUGUCUAUGAUCUUAAUGGUUACAUUGCUUAUGGCUUUUCUCAUUGUGAGUGCCACUGAGCUUGUAAAAGAGUUUGAAAAAGGAACAAGCAAGGCUCAACUAUGGUUAGGUUGCUUAGUUGCAGCCCCUGGUGUCUGGCUCAGAUGGUUUUUAGCCCGACUCAAUGGACGUGGACUUGGAAAAAAUGGACAGUACUUGAGGUGGGUUCCCUUUGGUACCCUCAUUGCUAAUGUAGCUGCAGCUUCCGUCAUGGCAGCUUUGGCCACUUUAAAAAAAUCGGUGGACACGCCAACAUGUAACACAGUUGCUUCUGGAGUACAGUUUGGUCUGUUGGGAUGUCUGAGCACAGUUUCCACCUUCAUGGCUGAGUUCAAUGCAAUGAGAGAAAGUGAUAAACCAUGGAGAGCCUAUGCUUAUGCAUCUUUCACCAUUGCAGUUUCUUUUGCCAUGGGAACUAUUAUAUACUCAGCCCCUGUUGGGUAAGUGGGAUUCACUACUAGAUGAGUCUUCUUGUCCCAAGAGUUGAUCAAGUUUUGUAAGAGUAAACUUUUAUCUAUAUUGAUAACUUUUUCUUGUUUUAAAAUAAAAUAUAAUGAUUCUAUA
Brassica rapa (field mustard) is the source of this 2680-nucleotide messenger RNA. Its product is annotated as fluoride export protein 1. Lineage: Eukaryota; Viridiplantae; Streptophyta; Magnoliopsida; Brassicales; Brassicaceae. Gene Ontology annotation, cellular component: plasma membrane. Gene Ontology annotation, biological process: fluoride transmembrane transport. Gene Ontology annotation, molecular function: fluoride transmembrane transporter activity. The record is from RefSeq and is a predicted model, not a curated record.